AUGUCGUCCAAGUCGCCUGACGAAAGGUCGCCACUAGUUGCGGUAUCUUCCGCGCCGCUGUAUACCCAGGAGCCCGAAGCACUCAAGCUUUCGCCCGCAGACACCACGUUUUCUAACGAGGCUCGAUAUGUGGUCACCAAUUCAAUUCCGGUGCUUCUGACCUUCGUGUUCCAGUAUCUUUUCCAGAUAAUGAUUCCUAUCUACUUCUCGAGCAGGCUCGGGGAGACGUAUCUCUCGGCGUGCUCCUUAUCGCUCACUACGUUCUACGUCACAGGACCUGUGGUAGUGAAUGGAUUUUCCACAUCCAUGGACACUUUAUGCUCCACAGCUUUUGGAGCAGGCAGCUACUCCAAAGUGGGUCUGUAUUACCAACGCUGCACUGUGAUACUGAUGCUAAUUUUAAUUCCAAGUGGCUUAUUCUGGCUAAAUGCUGAAUCUGCUAUCUUUAUGGUCACUCGAGAUGAAAACCUGGCCAGCCUGUGUGCGCAAUACCUCCGUGUGAUGCCGUUUGCCAUUCCUGCCAUUGUGACGUUCGAGUGUUCCAAGAGAUAUCUCCAGUCGCAGAACAAGUUUAGUGCCCCCACUAGAAUAAUAUUCCUCGCUGUGCCCGUCAGCGUCGCACUGAACCAUCUGUUGAUUCCCCAAAUCGGUUUUUUGGCACCCCCGCUAGCAUUUGUGUCGACCUACUGGCUGAUUGCCAGUUCUCUAUGUCUUUACAUCUGGUUCAUCGACGGCUACCAAUGCUGGCACUAUAACACCACUUUCCGCCAACUUACCUCCGAAUGGGCCCCGUUCUUUUCUCUGGGACUUCCCGGUGUGCUCAUGAUCCUGUCGGAGGCUUUUGCGUUCCAAGUGAUCACGUUUCUGUCGGCAAAGUUCAGCUCGUUGGAACUGGCCUCGCAGUCGAUCGUCUCGACCGUCGCGUCGUUCGGCUUCCAGAUCCCGUUCUCGGUCGGUAUCUGCUGCUCUACACGGCUGGCCAACAUCAUCGGAGCCAAGUCCGAAAACUACAAGAUUGCCGUUACCGUGUCGCUGUUUGCGGCCUGCUUCCUCAGUGUCUUCAAUUUCUGCUGGAUGGCGCUAUUCAGAACCCGACUCACUAAACUGUUCACCAAUGACCCAGAACUCGUUGCCAACGCCAGCAAGCUGUUCCUGGUGGUUGCCUUCAACCAGUUUCUGGACUGUAUUAACGUCAUCUGUGCAGCCAUCCUACGAAGCCAGGGCAGGCAGCGGAUCGGAUCGCUGCUCAGCAUGAUAUGCUACUAUCUAAUAGCCACGCCUUUCGAGGUGCUUAUGGCGUUCAGCUGGAAUAUGAACGUGUUUGGGCUGUGGCUGGGUCUCGCAGUGGGUGUGGGUGCACUCUCGCUCGGCGAAUUAGCCAUUGUGCUCAAAUCCAAUUGGGAAUCGAUAAUUAUAAAAAACACGGACAUAGUUUGA
This is a messenger RNA of Ogataea parapolymorpha DL-1, 1437 nucleotides long. Its product is annotated as putative transporter. Lineage: Eukaryota; Fungi; Ascomycota; Pichiomycetes; Pichiales; Pichiaceae. Gene Ontology annotation, molecular function: xenobiotic transmembrane transporter activity; antiporter activity. The coding region runs from base 1 to 1437 and encodes 478 amino acids. Gene Ontology annotation, biological process: xenobiotic detoxification by transmembrane export across the plasma membrane. Gene Ontology annotation, cellular component: membrane. The transcript has a single exon. The record is from RefSeq and is a predicted model, not a curated record.